This is a messenger RNA of Salvia hispanica, 1987 nucleotides long. The record is from RefSeq and is a predicted model, not a curated record. NCBI's taxonomy places the organism in Eukaryota, Viridiplantae, Streptophyta, Magnoliopsida, Lamiales, Lamiaceae.
CUCAAUUCCCCAAACCAUGCUUUCUUCCCGAUGCCAAACACCCUCCACUUUCCUUCAUCAAUCACCCGAUUUUUCUGCAUUCAAUCCGCCAUACUUCUACUCCACCAACACAAUCCAUCACCGGAAAUUUCAUUUAUUCGCCGCUCCCAUCAAAGAUAAACACCAUCUUUACGGACACACGAGCACCACAACACUGCAAUUCGAAGAUUUUCUUCAAACUAUUACCACAUCUCCAAAACAGCUCGAAGCACUGGCGAAAGUCAAUAGAUAUGGGGAAAUUCGAACUAUUGCUGAAUUCAAUCGUCUACUCGUUUCCUUAAUUUCGUCGGAUGAGGUUGAAUUGGCGUGGAAGCUCAAGUCUACCUUAUCGUCUCUUGGUUUAUUCCCGGAUGUGCGGACGUAUUCAAUUUUGGUGAACGGUUUCUGCAAGAACAAGGCGAUGAUAGAAGCGAGAAUCGCUCUUCACGAGAUGCUGGAGAAUGGAUUCGAGCCAAAUGUGGCCACGUUCACCACAGUAAUCAACUCCUUUUGUGAGAGUGGAAGAUUGAAGGAGGCAUAUGAGGUGUUCGACGAAAUGUCUAAAAUAGGGUGCGAGCCCACAAUUAACACGUACAACUGCUUGUUGAAAGGUCUGUGCUACGUUGGUAGAAUAGAGGAGGCUUAUGACUUGUUAUUAAGCGUAAAAAACUCUUCAAUCAAGCCGGAUAUCUACACUUACACUGCAAUGAUGGAUGGUUUUUGCAAAGUAGGACGUUCGGAUGAGGCGUUCGAGUUGCUCGGUGAAGCUCUGAGGAUGAAGUUGACGCCGAAUGUCGUAACGUACAACACUCUGUUCAAUGGUUACUUCAAGGAGGGGAAGCCCUUGCGCGGUUUCGGCCUGUUGAGGCGGAUGAGAGCGAGGAAAUGCAGCCCCGACUACAUCAGCUACAGCACGUUGCUGCACGGGCUGUUGAAAUGGGGCAAAAUUAGAGCUGCAAUGCAGGCGUACAAGGAGAUGGUUGGAGACGGGUAUCGCGUGGAUGAGAGGAUGAUGAACACCUUGGUGAGGGGCUUGUGCAGGCAUGCUAGGAAGGAGAAGUAUGUGUUGAAUGAUGCAUACAAUGUGUUUGAUGAGAUGAGGAAUGGGAGGUAUCCCAUAUAUCAAGAAUCAUAUGAGCUGGUGAUUGAGGCCAUGUGCUGCAAUGGGAGGGACAUGGAAAGAAGAGGUUUUGAAGUUUUGAAUGAGAUGAUUGGGAUUGGGUUUUCACCCAAGACUUUCACUUUCAACAUUGCUAUUCAUGCUCUUUGUUGCUGCGGUGAGGUGGACAAGGCUUUGGCAGUUUUGGCGAUGAUGCAUAAACACAGAAAGGCAAGAGGGAUACCGUUUAAGGCAUUGAUUGAUGAGUUGAUUCUGCAAGGAAAGGUGUUGGAGGCUGCUUGUGUUUAUGGGUUUGCUUUGAAGAAAGGUGUGGUGCCAAAGUGGAAACCUCAAUUAAGGACCUGUUCAGUAUCUUAGAUAUGCAUAGAUUUGUGGUCAUAUUUAUGCAUUAAUGGGGGUUCUGUGUGAAAGAUAAUUCUCACCAGCCCGAGAAUUAAAUGAAGGCUCGCACUGUUGAGUGCUGUAAUGGGCGAAAUUCAUUUCUCCGACAUAGGGUGGACCGUUUCCCUGGGGAAGAGUCGGAGAAGAAGGAAAAAGAGGAAGAUUUUUAGGGGAUAAUGAUUCAAAGAAGUAAUCUUGAUUUGGUGGGACUGAUCUUCGUAUUUUUGGUUGCUGAUUGUCAGGAUUCGGAGAAGAUUUCUUUUGUUCUGAAUAAUUAGAUAGGAUAUUGAGCUGACUCCUGCAAUCAUAAAAUUAAUUACAUUGGGCAUAGAAAGAAAAAUUUAUCAUUGUAUAUUGCAUAUUACCGUGUUAACUCGUUGGAUCGAUUCAUUUUGAGAAUAUUUAGAGUCUGUUUGUAUAGUUUGUUAUGUGCUGCCUUGCUUAAUUGAUAUGCAUGUUGAUUUUCUG